GCACUUUUCAGGACGCGCCCGUCGGCAGCUAACUUCAGAGGACCCCGAGCUAGCAUGUCUGCAUUGACCGUAUGCUACCAGGCUAAUAAUCUGAGUGGCUCGGACGAAAAGCUACAUCCGACGGAGUUAAAAAAAUGGAGGAAGUCAAAGUAAAGAAGGAGAUUGAUCUUUCAGACCCCGCCGAGAUUGAGAACAGGAUCAAAGAGCUGUGCCAGCAGUUUCCUCACGGCAUCACAGACCAGGUGAUACAGAAUGACCUGCCUCACCUGGAGCCUCAGCAGAGAGCCAUGGCCAUCAACAAGCUGUUGUCACUGGGUCAGCUGGACCUGCUGAGGAACAGUUCAGGUCUCUUGUACAGACUGAAGGAUUCUCAGAGCACCAGUAAGAUGAAAGGUUCAGACAACCAGGAGAAGCUGGUUUAUCAGAUCAUUGAGGACGCAGGAAACAAAGGGAUCUGGAGCAGAGAUAUCCGCUUCAAGAGUAACCUUCCUUUGACCGAGAUCAACAAGAUCCUGAAGAACCUGGAGAGCAAGAAACUCAUCAAAGCUGUGAAAUCUGUCGCUGCGUCCAAGAAGAAGGUGUACAUGCUGUACAACCUGCAGCCGGACCGCUCAGUGACGGGGGGCGCCUGGUACAGCGACCAGGACUUUGAGUCCGAGUUCGUUGAAGUUCUGAACCAGCAGUGUUUCAAGUUCCUCCAGAGUAAGGCUGAAGCAGCGAGGGACAGCAAACAGAGCCCGAUGGUCCAGAGGAACAGCUCCUUCGCCACCUCGCAUGAAGUCUGGAAGUACAUCUGUGAGCUGGGAAUCAGCAAGGUGGAUCUGUCCAUGGACGACAUCGAGACCAUCCUGAACACACUAAUCUAUGACGGGAAGGCGGAGAUGACCGUCAUCGCCGCCAAGGAGGGAACGGUGGGCAGCGUGGAUGGACAGAUGAAGCUUUACCGUGGAGUGAACCCCAUCAUCCAGCCCACGGGGCUGGUGAAGACACCCUGCGGACUCUGCCCGGUGUUUGACGACUGUCAUGAAGGAGGAGAAAUCUCUCCGUCCACCUGCAUCUACAUGACGGAGUGGCUGGAGUUCUGACAGCUGCUCGUCUCUCUGCUCUUUUGUCUGUGAUGAAAACCUGUUGACUUUCCACUGAUCUGUGAUGUCCUUUGUUUUUAUUUAAUAAAACAGAAAACCUGAA
Messenger RNA from Monopterus albus (swamp eel), 1188 nucleotides. RefSeq names its product polymerase (RNA) III (DNA directed) polypeptide F (gene polr3f). Gene Ontology annotation, biological process: transcription by RNA polymerase III. Lineage: Eukaryota; Metazoa; Chordata; Actinopteri; Synbranchiformes; Synbranchidae. Gene Ontology annotation, cellular component: RNA polymerase III complex. The record is from RefSeq and is a predicted model, not a curated record. Bases 135 to 1085 code for a protein of 316 amino acids. The transcript has 9 exons.